This is a messenger RNA of Suillus clintonianus, 844 nucleotides long. RefSeq lists its product as uncharacterized. The record is from RefSeq and is a predicted model, not a curated record. Gene Ontology annotation, molecular function: identical protein binding. The transcript has 4 exons. Lineage: Eukaryota; Fungi; Basidiomycota; Agaricomycetes; Boletales; Suillaceae. The coding region runs from base 46 to 600 and encodes 184 amino acids.
CUCAGUACCUCUACCAUCCCAUAGUACUCAUUGUAUCGCCUUAACAUGUCUGACUUCGCAAUGCACGUGCAUUCCGACCCGGUUUCUGGGAUGGUCGUUUCACAGGCGGCUAUGAUAAACAAUCAAGCCCUUAGCCUCUCUAGACAAGGCGAUUAUGCCGGUUCAGAGGAUCUCCACCUGCAAGCACUUGAUCUUAAACUCAGUGCAGUUGGUGAGAAUGACCCGAUGACUGCCAUAAGCCGCAAUGCACUCGGAGAACUCUACCUCAAGAUGGGCAGAAUCACGGAUGCUGAAGAGCAGCUCAGGAAGGCUAUUUCUGUCCGCAUGAAGAUAGGGCCUGCAUAUGAUGCAGCAGUCUCUCUCGAGAAUCUUGGUCAGGUGCACGAAGCAAAGGGUGACCUUGAGGAAGCGAGGAGGGUAAGACUAUCCCAUCCUGCAGACAUUAUGGUCUGCGGAAACUAUGACUGUCCUGGUCAGACGUUUGAUCGGAGCCAACUUUUAGCUUGUUCUGGAUGCAAGUCCGCCUUCUACUGUGGAAGAGCCUGUCAGGCGAAGGAUUGGCGCGCUCGCCACAAGACAUUCUGCAAAAAAUGUUCAUGAUCACCGAUCAUCGAUCAUCCUCGCAACUUGAUGUUUUGCGUCUCGUGGUACUUUGAGGAGACUUGCCACUGCAGCUCUCCUCCCGUUUGAAUGAGGUAAAUAUGUUUUUGCACUUUUGUCCAAUGGCACGGCAGGGAUAUGAAGUACAGUGGUCCGGCUGUCCAUGCUCAGCCCUGAGUCACUUCGAUCAAACUUGUAAUAUGUAUGCAAUGAUUAUACAAGAAAUCCUGUUUCGCUAUUCCCU